AUGCACACUGUAUUAACAAGGGGUAAUGCUACCGUGGCAUACACUUUAUCGGUUUUGGCGUGUUUAACAUUUUGUUGUUUUGUAUCGACUGUGUUCCUAGAUUACAGAAUUCAGUCUAAUGUAAAAACUGGAAAAAUUUUAGUAAAAAAUGUACCGGAUUACGGAGCCUCUAGGCAAAAACAUGAUUUGGGAUAUAUAACAUUUGAUCUGGAAACAAAUUUGACAAGUAUUUUCAACUGGAAUGUCAAGCAGCUUUUCAUAUUUCUCACUGCAGAAUAUAAAACCGCAGAUAAUGUGUUAAAUCAGGUAGUGCUGUGGGACAAAAUAAUUCGCCGAGGAGAUAACGCGGAAUUGGAUUUCAAAAAUUUGAAUACCAAGUAUUAUUUCUGGGAUGACGGAAAUGGUUUAAGGAAUAACCCCAAUGUUACGCUCUAUCUGUCGUGGAACAUAAUUCCAAAUGCUGGUCUUCUCCCAACGAUAAUGUCUUUAAAUUCACAUACAUUCAAGUUUCCUUCUGAAUACGCGUCUGCAUUAAUUUGA
Molecule: messenger RNA, 540 nt
Organism: Musca vetustissima
Lineage: Eukaryota; Metazoa; Arthropoda; Insecta; Diptera; Muscidae
Gene: Spase22-23
Product: signal peptidase complex subunit 3
Exons: 3
Coding region: 1-540 (179 amino acids)
Biological process (GO): protein targeting to ER
Cellular component (GO): signal peptidase complex; membrane
Source: RefSeq, a predicted model, not a curated record